AUGUCACUGGUCUUUGUUCCCACAGAGGAGAUUUCCGACCUCACGGAGCAGAUUGCGGAGGGAGGAAAGGCGAUUCAUGAGCUGGAGAAAAUCAAGAAGCAGGUUGAGCAGGAGAAAUCUGAGCUGCAAGCAUCAUUGGAGGAAGCUGAGGCUUCUCUUGAGCAUGAAGAGGGGAAGAUCCUGCGCCUCCAACUUGAGCUCAACCAGGUGAAGUCUGAGAUUGACAGGAAGAUAGCAGAGAAAGAUGAGGAGAUCGACCAGCUGAAGAGAAACCACCUCAGAAUUGUGGAGUCCAUGCAGAGCACCCUGGAUGCUGAGAUCAGGAGCAGGAAUUUUUUUCUGAAGAAGAAGAGGGAGGGAGACUUGAAUGAAAUGGAGAUCCAGCUGAGCCAUGCCAACCGCCAGGCUGCAGAGGCACAAAAGAAUCUGAGAAAUGCACAAGCAGUGCUCAAGGAUACCCAGAUACAUUUGGACGAUGCUCUCAGGACACAGGAGGACCUGAAGGAGCAAGUGGCCAUGGUGGAGCGCAGAGCAAACCUCUUGCAGUCUGAAGUUGAGGAACUGAGGGCAGCCUUGGAGCAGACAGAGCGGUCAAGGAAAGUGGCUGAGCAGGAGCUUCUGGAUGCAAGUGAGCGUGUGCAGCUCCUCCAUACCCAGAACACCAGCUUGAUCAACACCAAGAAGAAGCUGGAAACAGAUAUUUCCCAAAUUCAGAGUGAAAUGGAGGACACAAUCCAGGAAGCCCGCAAUGCUGAAGAGAAAGCCAAGAAGGCCAUCACAGAUGCGGCCAUGAUGGCAGAAGAGCUGAAGAAGGAGCAGGACACCAGUGCUCACCUGGAGAGGAUGAAGAAGAACCUGGACCAGACAGUGAAGGACCUGCAGCACCGUCUGGAUGAGGCUGAGCAGUUGGCUCUGAAGGGAGGCAAGAAGCAAAUCCAGAAGCUGGAGGCCAGAGUGCGGGAGCUGGAAGGGGAGGUUGAUACUGAGCAGAAGCGCAGCGCUGAAGCUGUGAAGGGUGUGCGCAAGUACGAGAGAAGGGUGAAGGAGCUGACCUACCAGUCUGAGGAGGACCGGAAGAAUGUUCUCAGGCUCCAAGAUCUAGUAGACAAGCUGCAAAUGAAAGUGAAGUCCUACAAGAGGCAAGCUGAGGAGGCUGAGGAGCUGUCCAAUGUCAACCUCUCCAAGUUCCGCAAGAUCCAGCAUGAGCUGGAGGAAGCCGAGGAGCGGGCUGACAUUGCAGAGUCGCAGGUCAACAAGCUCCGAGUGAAAAGCCGGGAGUUUCAUAAGAAGAUAGAAGAGGAGGAAUGAGGAUCCCAAGAAUAAGAUGUGACUUGAGGCACACAUAAGAUGUAAAUCUCUGUGCUGCUUUGUUCUGUAAUUAUAAUUUAUGUCUAGGUAAUAAAGUAGAGACCUCUGCAUAUGAA
Messenger RNA from Mesitornis unicolor (brown roatelo), 1424 nucleotides. Its product is annotated as myosin-8-like. Gene Ontology annotation, cellular component: myosin complex. NCBI's taxonomy places the organism in Eukaryota, Metazoa, Chordata, Aves, Mesitornithiformes, Mesitornithidae. The coding region runs from base 1 to 1308 and encodes 435 amino acids. The transcript is spliced from 8 exons. The record is from RefSeq and is a predicted model, not a curated record.